Molecule: messenger RNA, 435 nt
Organism: Acytostelium subglobosum LB1
Lineage: Eukaryota; Evosea; Eumycetozoa; Acytosteliales; Acytosteliaceae
Exons: 1
Coding region: 1-435 (144 amino acids)
Source: RefSeq, a predicted model, not a curated record
AUGAAUAAGAAGAAGAAGAUGAUAAACUUGUUAAUGGCAUUGUUUGCCAUUGCAAUGUUGGCCAAUAAUACUUCGAUGUAUGUUGCAAUGGCUGAUGAAAGACUGUUUCCAUGCAGUGCAAUGAGUCCAGUAUCAUUGCAAAUGGAGGUGACCAACUUGCAGAGUCUGUCUAGAGUAUCAAUGAUAUCAGGUAUGGGCUGUGCGAUGCGAUCCAAUAACCUGGUCUACUUUGAAUGGCUGAGCCCAGGCCUUGAGACAACACUACUUCGAUUUGGCAGUGGAAAGAUGGACUCUAGGUUCAAGAUCAGCUUUGCCUAUGCCAACAACAACAAAGUGGAGCAAUUCAUUGUACAUACAAUCACAUUCAACUCGACCUCCCCAUGUAUUAUAUUCAACAGUUCAUCUUCGCCCUGUUUCUCGUUGGCCUUCAAUUGA